UUGUGCCAGAUCCCUCAACCAUGCGUGAAACCCACGAGUUUACAAAAUGAAGAAAGAGAAGAGAGAGGAGAGAGAGAGAGAGAGAGGAACACGAUCUUGGGUUGGGUUGCUCUGAAGUCGAGCGACCAACUUGAGUGUUCACCGAUGACGACGAUGACUACCGACUGGGUGUUCACCGAUGACGACGAUGACCACCGACUGGGUGUUCACCGACGACCGCCACUGACCACCGACCUAGGUAGACCACCGUGCACCUCUCUUGCUGUUGAGCAUUACAACAUUCAUAGGAGAUUGGCAAUGUGAUGAGCAAGAAGGCAUUGAGGCCUAAGUGUGAUGCCGAUGUAUUUUGGGCGUGUUGCCGACAUGUUUGGUCUAGCGUUUUGCGCCGUCUUGAAGAUUAUGCAUCUCGGCUUAUGUGUUUUUGUUGUUUUUGGCAUAUGUCGGCUUGAGAAGCCUUUUGGUCAAGAUGUAAUUUGUAUUUCAUUUCUUUAUUGUACCUAAAUUGUAAGACCUGCAAAGAUGUUAAUGUAUGUCAUUCCAUUGAACUUAUGCACGGCUCUCAGGGACUAUUCAGUUUUAUAUAUGUAUUUUGCUUCCGCAUUUGUGAGCCCCCUAUAUAAAUACUCUGAUUGUGUGUGAAAUUUUGUAAGUUGGCCUUCGGUAAUUACGGAUUACUGGCCAUCACGGCACCAAACUAUUAGGGACGGUUUGGGGGCGUAACAGAAUGGUAUCAGAGCACAAGAUCCUUAUAGUACGUUAUUCACACACUUUGAGUCCUAAAGAGCAUAGGAUGUCCCUUAGAAGAAUGUUAGGAUUGCAUCCUAUUACUUGCUACUUGACUACGUGUGCAUCAUUUUGGCAUAGACAUUUGUUACUUGCAUAUGUAUUACUUGUUCAGUUAUUUUAAAGUCUCAUCUUGCAUCCUUCUAGUAUCAUGAGGAGAGGUAGACCUCCGGUUGGCCGAGAUCGUUCAGAAGAUAGAUUGGAGAGAUUGGAAAGGUUAGUCGAAGGUUUGGUUCGUGAGCAGAGACAAUCUAGGCCACAGGACACUGGUACCACUUCCACACAGGCCGAACAGACGAAUGGCCGUUAUACAGCUCCACCCCCUCCAGUGCCACAAGUGCCCCUACAGCAGGCUUUGUAUGGGAACGACACGAUAACCUUAAUUAGAGAGUUCAAGAAAAUGAAACCGCCGAGAUUUCAAGGAGGCAUAGAACCAAUGAAAGCCGAGGCAUGGGUUUUAGAGAUGGAGAAGUUGUUUGAGAUCUUUCCCAGUACAGACGCCCAGAAGGUAUCUCUAGCGGCAUUCACAUUAGAUGACGAUGCUCGUAGGUGGUGGAUGAUGGUUCGGGAAAGCAAUCCGGGUUUGACUUGGGCAAAAUUUCUGGAGUUGUUCUACAACAAGCAUUUCCCUCUCAGCGUUCGUGAUCGAAAGACCACAGAGUUUCAGAAUCUGAUGCAAGGGAACAAGACCGUGGCGGAAUACGAUCGUGCCUUUACUGAACUGGCGAGAUAUGCGCCUCACAUGGUGGACGACGAAUACCGAAAAGCGAGGAAGUUCGAAAGCGGGUUGCGUGGACCGAUACAAGAUAGGGUCAACAUGCUCAAUAUGCCGACAUACGCCGGAGUGCUGGACAAGGCCAUCCUGGCUGAAGCCAAUUUAAACCGAUACCAGAGUUCAGGUGAGGGUCAGAAGAAGAGACAGAACUAUGAUAAUCGCCGAGUUCCGUUCAAUGCCAAGAAGAGAAUGAGUACAGAUGGUUCCAACAACUCAAAUCAGGAAGGUAAUGCUAAGCCGGUGUGCACGAGUUGUGGGAAGCUACAUUUCGGGGUUUGUCGUUGGGCAACAGGGGCUUGUUACGAGUGCGGCGAGAUAGGCCAUCGCGUGAAGGACUGCCCGAAAGCUAGGACUGACGGCGGAAAAAGGAAUGGAAGCACCUCGGGCCCUGCACAGAGUAAUAACGUCGGGAGAACACAGGCAAGGCAAGGCAGAGUCUUUGCAUUGGUGCCGGGUGACGCCCAGAAUGACGAGAAGUAUCAGGUACCCUCUCAAUUUGUUCCCAAGCUGCAUACGUAUUGAUUGAUUCGGGUUCUACGCAUUCCUUUGUGUCCACUAUAUUUGCCGAGAAGUUGAAUAGAGAAUUAGAACCCCUUGAUUAUGUAUUAUCUGUGUCUACCCCUUCUGGGAGAAAUAUGAUUGUUACAUCCAUUUAUAAGGCGUGUAUUGUUGUGGUUGGGAAUGUAGAGUUGUUAGUUGAUUUAAUGCCAUUAAGCAUGACUCACUUCGAUGUCAUAUUGGGAAUGGAUUGGUUAGUAGCGAAUCAUGCCUCCAUUAAUUGUGUUACUAAGAGCGUCACAUUAAAGACCCCAAGCCAAGCCGAGGUCAUUUUUCAGGGUAAAGGGGUAGUACCCCUCCCUUACUUAAUCUCAUCCAUGAAAGCCUACAAGUUGAUCCAAAAGGGAUGUCAGGGUUAUUUGUGCAGUAUACUAAGUGAUUUGAAUGGGAGUGUUGAGUUAGCCGACAUACCCGUUGUUGAGGAAUUCGCCGACGUCUUUCCGGAUGAACUACCUGGCCACCUGGUCGAUAGGGAAAUAGAGUUUACUGUGGAUGUCUUGCCAGGAACACAACCCAUCUCCAAAACACCCUACAGAAUGGCCCCAGCCGAACUUAGAGAACUAAAAUCGCAACUGCAAGAAUUGUUGGACAAAGGAUUCGUCAGGCCGAGCACUUCACCGUGGGGAGCGCCCGUUUUGUUUGUUAAGAAAAAGGACGGCACCCUUCGUCUUUGCAUCGACUACAGAGAACUCAAUAAGGUGACCAUCAAGAACAAGUAUCCCUUGCCUAGGAUCGAUGAUUUGCUUGAUCAAUUACGAGGAGCACGAGUCUUU
Molecule: messenger RNA, 2889 nt
Organism: Camellia sinensis
Lineage: Eukaryota; Viridiplantae; Streptophyta; Magnoliopsida; Ericales; Theaceae
Source: RefSeq, a predicted model, not a curated record